Coccomyxa subellipsoidea C-169 is the source of this 746-nucleotide messenger RNA. RefSeq lists its product as hypothetical. The transcript has a single exon. The record is from RefSeq and is a predicted model, not a curated record. NCBI's taxonomy places the organism in Eukaryota, Viridiplantae, Chlorophyta, Trebouxiophyceae, Coccomyxaceae. The coding region runs from base 14 to 187 and encodes 57 amino acids.
GAGCCUACUGAGCAUGAAAUGGAGCUACCUUACCACAGAAUAUACCGAGCCGUGCACCGGAGCCACUGUCCUAGUGGAGGGCGGAGCAGCAGCGGGCCAGCAUGCCUUCCUGCCUGCUGCUGCGCAACAAGUCCUGGUGCAGCUCGAUGAAGACUUGCCCUCCUCAGCAAGGAGCACAGCCCAAUAAUAUAUGGGCAGGGUUGUGUGACUGGGCCACUGGGACACUGAGGCAUCACCAGGCCCUGCCGCUUGCGGUCUGCAAGGCUGUGGUUGCACAGCAUGACACGCCGGUGCAGGAAAGUUCAAAGGAUUUAUAACAGCUCCGUCGUGUGACUAUACAAGCAGAUAAAGAGGGCUGAGCUCUGGAAGUCUUUUGUAGUGGGUCUGUUGGGGCGUGUGAGUCAGUUCCUUGAAUUCAUUGGUAUGACUUCUGUCUUUGGUGAGCUGUUGAAGUGUUCUCUUCAGAUUUGAUUUCAAAAGUGAUAUUGAUGGCCCAGAUAACCGGGUGACGUUGAUGAUGCUCCUGUUCCAAUAUGAGUAUUUUUCAUUAAUUACUAGCAGCCUUUGUGUCUGGCUGAUUUCAAACAUAUGAUCCUUCACCAAGCAGAGUGCAGAGCGCAUGGCUUGAUGGGCUGCAGCCAGUAGCUAUGCCGUUGUGCAGCUGUUCAAAGUCCCCUGCUGCAGCUCUGCCAGGCCUACGUUUCAAUAUGCGCGCAAUUGACCUUUGUAACAUUUGUGCUUCGUAU